UCUCUCAGCGACCAUGUUUGCUCAUGGAAAUCUCGGUUGUGCCGGAUGUGGCUGAUGUGAAGGAGGACAGAAUGCGCUGCUCCAAAGGCCAAAAAAUCGUGCCAGAGGACAGCCGGACGCAAAGCCAAAAGAGCAAUUUCGCAGGACAAAAUGGCCUCUUCAGAGAGAAAAAAAGAAGGACUUGCUGCCUAUGCUGUAGUCUGAAAGAAGCAGUUCGGACUUGGUUUGCUCUGCGACAUUGGCGUGACUGGUUGCAAGGAGAUGGUCGUGGCCAAUUGGUGUCGCUGUUGGCCGCUGCGAUGAUUUUGAUUGGCUCCGGAACUGUGGUGUGGUCGGCCAUUGGCGGAGAUGAAAAUGCGAAUUCAUCGUGGGAGCAAAGUUCCUGGAUGUCUUGGGGGCUUUUCUUUGAUCCCGGCACACAGACAGGUGUAAGUGCUGGUGCGCCGACCAAAGUGAAGGCAACUGCUCUGAUCUUCUCGGUUCUCGGAUUCCUCUACAACCUGACAUUUCUGGGCAUCAUCGUGGAAUGGAUCCGGUCUUCCAUGGAUCGUUGGAGCAAGACCAAGAGCCGCAUUUGGUAUGGAAAUCACAUCCUGAUCCUGGGUUGGAGUGAAAAAACCCUCUAUUUGUUGAACGAACUCUUCGAAGCCCUUCGUUCCAGUGGUGAUUUCUCGGUGUCUGUUGUGGUGCUGGCGGAGCGAGAAGUUUCGGAGAUGCAUCAGGAGGUUCAGCAGCACUUCUAUCAGAUCUGGGAAGGUUUGUCCUUCUUCGACAGGCGCUGGAGGUUGCUGAACAGUUUGAAGCUCCGCGAAGGCAUCACCCACGAGGGCGACUCGUUGGAGCGUGCGGGUGCUAGCCACGCGCAGGAAAUCAUCCUCCUGAGCCGUGAGGGAGACCAGCGUAACGCCGAUCUGGAGACGGUCCGCGUCAUGGUGGCUUUGUCCUCGCUCCGUCAGCCAGUGAAGUGCAAAGUCUUCGCUGAGGUUCAGAUGCACGAGGUGGAGACGGUCUUGCGACGCUUGCACCCAGAUCCCACAGGGACACAGGUAAUCCAUGCUCGAGCUGCUUGCAGCCACAUCCUGUCCUUGCUUGCCACGGACCAAACUGUGGGUGGCAUGAUCACCGACCUUUGCUCCUUUACGUCCGGAGAGGAGCUGUAUGUCAUUCAGCCGCUGCCCGAAUGGCAAACCUUUGGCCAAGCUCGCAAAGCCUUUGAUCGGGCGGUUUGCAUUGGCGUCGAGGCAACGAAACCAGUGGUCAAUGCGCACGGCACCCGUAUCGAUCUUUGUCCCAGCGAUGACCGACCAAUGGAGGCACAGGAGCGGCUGUUGGUGAUGGCUUCCAACUGGGCGGAUGUUGAAGCGCCCACGAGCUCGCUGUUUCACUGGCGCAGUGUAGAUCCGGAUUUCAUGCCCAGCACGUUGGUCUCCGGAGAGCCGGACGUCUUCAGCAAAGCGGCGAAUGCAAGGAGUUCAUCGCCAACACCAGUUGAUGCGGAGGGCGCACGAAAGCGCGUGUACGUGGUGAUUGGUUGGCCUGCAGAUUUCGCAGAAGUCCUUGCUCUGCUUGAUGAGAAAGUGCCGCCGGGCACAGAAGUUCAUGUUUUAUCAGAGCGCACUGAACCGCAGCGCAUUGCCUUGUGUGCAGGCAAAGGCCAGCGAAAACUUCGCAACAUCGAGCUCCAGCACCUUGUUGGUCCACGAACCUCCAGGAAGAUGCUGGAACAGUUGCCACUGGAGAAGGCCCUCGACGGUGUGGAUGGCGAGAGCCAGCCCGGGGCCAUUCUGAUCCUGGCGCAGUUGGCGAGCCAAUUCAUGGAUCUCUCUGAACAGAUUGCAGACGAUGAUGAAGUUGGUGAUGACACGCUCACCUGCGAUUCGGCUUGCCUCACUUCUCUGCUGGUCAUUGCAGACAUUUUGGGAGAAAACUGUGGGCCACGAACAAGCACACCUGAGGCAUGUGAGCUGCUGGAAGCCCGUACCUACUCUCUCGAAGCUGUGAGCCAAAAGAAGUCAAAGAUCAUCUGCGAAGUUCUGGACCCGCGAACUGAGCGGGUCUUGUGGCGCAAUGAAAACUUGAAAAAGAUGGCCUACUUCUUUCGAAGCAAGGCGCUGGAGACAGGCAUUUUCAUGAUGGCCAUGUCCGAGCCAGCUGUGUUCAAUACGCUGAUGAUCCUGAUGUCUCCAAGCUGUCCUUCCUUGCAGGUCAGGCCGGUGCAGGAGUUCCUGCCUCCUCGGGACACGGUGGCCGCUUUCGAUGAGGACGCCAAGGAAGCGAAGACUUGGAGGGAACUCAGCGAUACAGUUCGAAAGCGUGGCGGCCUGCUGGUGGGAUGGAAAUCCCAAAACGAGGAGUGUCAACUUGGCAAGGAUAAGCAAAAUGACUGGGCCGAAGGCGAUACGCUGAUCGUGAUUCUACCUCCACAGGCUCCAAAAGGGAGCUAGCUGGUGCUGGCGCCACUGAAACUGGGUGGUGCUGGCGGGUCCCGGCCCAACAGCAAGACAUUUGUUGCUUGUGAAAGUGGUGCAGCUGUGCUUGUUGAGAAUGAAAGGUCAAACAUGAAAA
Molecule: messenger RNA, 2565 nt
Organism: Cladocopium goreaui
Lineage: Eukaryota; Dinophyceae; Suessiales; Symbiodiniaceae
Source: the annotation of a GenBank genome assembly